AUGUCUUAAAAUAAAAGUAAAUAAUCCAUGCUAAAUUAUAGUUAUUAUGCUGGGAGAUUGUGGAGUAGGCAAAACAACUAUCUUGAACAAGUAAGAAGACCUACUUAAUUAUAAGUUUUUUGGAUAUCAAUGCAAAAACAGAGACAACAAUUGGAGUAUAGCAUCAUUCAUUCACAAGAAAUUAUGUGAAGUUUUCAAUAUGGGAUACAGCAGGAUAGGAGAAGUAUAGAUCCAUAGUGUCAAGGUUUUUAUUAUCUUAAUUCUACUAAAGCCAUUAUAAACGAGCAAAGGCUGCUAUUUUGGUUUACGAUUGUUCAAGCGAAUCAUCAUUAUUACAUAUUGAUAAAUGGAUUGAAGAACUUGUCUUCUAAGCUGGUGCAAAUGUUAAAAUUGCAUUAAUAGGGGUAAUUGGAUUUAAAUUUCAAUUUUGGUUAGAAUAAAACAGACCUCUAAAAUUUCGAUAUAAAUGAGCAUACUUAAAAAUUAACUGAAUAAUAUGAGAUCUCCUAUCAAAUUUAAACUAAUCAUAAGGAUCCUGAAUUCAAAGACAAGAUGAAUUAGUUAUUGGACUAAAUUAGCAUAGGUAUAGAAUCAAUUUUAUUUUUAUAUUUGGGAUUGAUACCACCAAUUUUGGAGCCUGAUGAUCAAGUGAAUGUGAUUGAAUUGAAUCACAAAGAGGCUAAACCAAUUGAAGUUUAGGUGAAUAAUAGUGAAUAAGAAGUAAAAACCUGUGAAUGUUGA
Molecule: messenger RNA, 741 nt
Organism: Paramecium octaurelia
Lineage: Eukaryota; Ciliophora; Oligohymenophorea; Peniculida; Parameciidae
Source: the annotation of a GenBank genome assembly